Messenger RNA from Salvia hispanica, 1833 nucleotides. Its product is annotated as putative carotenoid cleavage dioxygenase 4, chloroplastic. NCBI's taxonomy places the organism in Eukaryota, Viridiplantae, Streptophyta, Magnoliopsida, Lamiales, Lamiaceae. Gene Ontology annotation, cellular component: chloroplast stroma. The record is from RefSeq and is a predicted model, not a curated record. Gene Ontology annotation, biological process: carotene catabolic process. Gene Ontology annotation, molecular function: carotenoid dioxygenase activity.
AUAAAAUCCCCAUGCACCCUCUUCUCUAAAUAUCGCAGUAUCACAAAUAUGACAACCCUAGUUUCUUUCUUUUCCACUUUUCAAAAUGCUUCAUCACAUAACAUUCACUCAACUAGGUCUCCUUACCCAACAAUCACAGCAGCUAAAUCACUUCAAAUCCGCAAAAACACACUAAACCAACAAACCUUUGAUCAAAAUAUCAACAAUCCAUUACCCUUCAAAAAACUACCACUUCUUGCAACCAUCUUCAACACACUAGAUAACUUCAUAUGCGACUUCCUCGACCUUCCCCUCGCCCCAUUUCUCGACCCCAAACAAGUCCUCUCCGGCAACUUCGCCCCCGUGGAGGAGCUCCCCCCGACCGCCUGCGACGCCGUGGAGGGCUCCCUCCCCAGCUGCCUCGACGGCGGGGCCUACAUCCGCAACGGCCCAAACCCUAACUUCUUCCCAAAGGGGCCCUACCAUUUCUUCGAAGGCGAUGGGAUGCUUCACAUGAUCAAAUUCUCCCACGGCAAAGCCACAUUCUGCUGCCGCUACGUCAACACACACAAGCACGCAGUGGAGAGUGAAUUCGGCUAUCCUUUUGUCCCAAGCAUCUUCUCCUCCUUCAGUGGCGGCCUAUUAUCUUCGAUCUCCCGCUUCCUCCUGACUGCAGCUAGGGUUAGCGCCGGCCAAUUCGAUCCGAUCAAGCACGGAUUCGGCACCGCCAACACCAAUUUAGCCCUAAUUUCCGGCCGCCUCUUCGCCCUCUGCGAGUCCGAUCUCCCCUACGCCGUCCAAUUGACACCGGAGGGAGACAUAAUCACCCUCGGCCGCCACGAUUUCGGAUCGCCGGAGCCGUUUCACCGGAUGACGGCGCAUCCGAAGGUGGAUGUGGUGACCGGAGAGGCCUUCGCCUACGAAUACGGCAGCGGCGCGCGUCCGUUCCUGACGUAUUUCCGGAUCGAUUCGAGCGGGAAAAAGCACAGAUCUGUGGCGAUAAACUCAAUCGAGAGGCCGAUUUCGAUUCACGACUUCGCGGUGACGGAGAAGUACGCCGUGAUACCGGAUAUGCAGAUCGUGGUGGAUCCGUGGCUGAUUUUGCGGGGGAGGACGCCGGUGGGGGUGGAUCGGGGGAAGGUGGCGAGAUUGGGGGUUAUUCCCAAGUAUGCGGAGGAUGAGGCGGAGAGCGUGUGGAUUGAGGCGGCGGGGUUUAAUCCGCUGCACUGCGUGAAUGCGUGGGAUGAAGACGGCGGCGACACGGUGUGCGUGGUGGCGACGAAUGCGGCGGCGGUGGAUCGGUUGAUGGAAAACAUUGAUUGCGCGGAGAUGACGAUGGAGAUGGUGGUGGUGGAUUUGAAAGGGAAGAAGGUGGAGAGGUAUAAGUUGUGUGAUGAGUUUCUCGAAUUUGGAAUCAUCAAUCCUGCUUAUGCUGCUAAGAAAAACAGGUACAUUUAUGCAGUAAUACUAGGGGAGAAACGGUCGGUUGGGGUGGUGAAGCUAGACCUAACCCUACUAAACAAGGAGGUUGGUGGCGAUUGCACGGUGGCCGAGCGCCAGUUUGAGCCGGGCUGCCACGGUGGCGAACCGUUUUUUGUGGCGAGGGAGCCGAACAAUCCGGCAGCGGAGGAGGACGACGGCUAUUUAGUAGCAUAUUUUCACUAUGGCAGAAGUGAAGAAUCGAAAUUUGUGGUAAUGGAUGCCAAGUCUCCUACUCUAGAGAUAAUCGCCAGCGUGAAGCUGCCGCAGCGCAUGCCCAUGGGCUUCCACGGCCUCUUUAUGUCGGAGACUGACCUUCAAACUAAUUAUAUUAAAUAAAAACUUAAAUGUUGAUUCAGUCAACUAUUUCCGUAA